Molecule: messenger RNA, 994 nt
Organism: Cajanus cajan (pigeon pea)
Lineage: Eukaryota; Viridiplantae; Streptophyta; Magnoliopsida; Fabales; Fabaceae
Product: putative expansin-A17
Biological process (GO): plant-type cell wall organization
Cellular component (GO): extracellular region
Source: RefSeq, a predicted model, not a curated record
CAGCAAAUUAAGCAAUUACUCCUUUAGUCAGAGAGAGAGAGAAAAUGAAAAAGUUCCUUUUGAGUGGUCUUGCAUUGUUUGUGGCGUUACUCACUACAGAACUUGGAGUAGCAUCCGCUGUAUGGCAGCGAGCUCAUGCAACUUUCUAUGGUGGAAGUGAUGCCUCAGGAACAAUGGGAGGGGCAUGUGGCUAUGGAAAUCUCUUCACAGAUGGUUAUGGUACAAAGACAGCUGCCUUGAGUACUGUUUUGUUCAAUGAUGGCAAGUCAUGUGGUGGUUGCUAUAGAAUAGUUUGUGAUGCAAAUCAAGUACCCCAAUGGUGCCUUAGGGGCACUUCCAUAGUUGUUACUGCCACUAAUUUCUGUCCCCCAAACUAUGCACUCCCUAAUGACAAUGGUGGUUGGUGUAAUCCUCCUAGACCACACUUCGACAUGUCUCAACCUGCCUUUCAGACAAUAGCCAAAUACAAAGCUGGAAUCGUACCAAUUUUGUACAGGAAAGUUGGGUGCAAAAGAAGUGGAGGCAUCAGAUUUACUGUGAAUGGGAGAGAUUAUUUCGAAUUGGUGCUUAUAAGCAACGUAGGUGGUGCUGGGGUGAUUUCCCGGGUUUGGAUCAAAGGAUCAAAAAUGAGUAACUGGGAAUCCAUGACAAGGAAUUGGGGUGCUAACUGGCAAAGCUCGAGAUAUCUGAAUGGUCAGAGCAUGUCUUUCAGAGUUCAACUCAGCAAUGGGAGGACUCGCACAGCAAAUAAUGUAGCACCUUCCAAUUGGAGAUUUGGCCAGUCUUUCAUAAGCAAUGUUCAGUUCUGAGAACGGAAUAAUAAUGCAUAUAUAUAAAUAUAUAUUUAGUACUCUACUAUUCCGUACGUCCUUUAAUAACUAUUACUACUAUAUGUUGUGAUCUAUCAUCUAUGUGGUUGUGGCUCAGCAAUUGUAUCAUUUUGCGAUGAAGCCCACCAAGUUUGGUAUACUAUUUUAUGAAUUACAUAUAUAUA